GUACCUUUAAUUUACCACGUGUGUCGCGUGUGGAUCAAACUGUGUGCGAAAUUGUCUACACUCAUUUUUCAGGAUUGUCAUGUUUUACUAAAUAUUAGCUCUCAAAGGACCCAAACAUGGAAGAAGCUACUCCAAGUCAGUUGUUCCCACAUGUAUUGAAAUAUUUAAUCCAAAAUAAACUGGAGAAGGCUGCAAAAUGGUUCAAAAAAGAAACGGGAACGCAUCCUCCAGACACUGAUCAGCCAUCAGUCAUGGAUUUCUACAAGGCAUGGUGGAAGAAAGAUAAGACGUCAACUAAAAGAAAAGGCGAGAGUAGCCAGGCAGCAACCGGUGGACCUCUUGCAAAGAAGGUUCGAAAGAGUGAAACGAGCAGUAGUGAAUCAAGUUCGGACGAUGAAACGCAGACGACGUCAGUCAAGGCACCGGUAAAAAAAGUUGCAACCAGCUCAGCAGGACUGAAAAGAAAGAAUGCAGAAUCGAGCUCGGAUGAAUCAAGCAGCGAUGAUGAACCAGCGGUUAAACCCAAGAAAGUUCUUAAAAAAACUCCUGCCAAAAAACAACAGGAGAGUUCAAGCAGCGAGGAGGAAUCCAGUGACGAUGAAAAAACAGUUCAGAAGCCUGCAAUCCCUGCCAAAAAAGUCCCAGUGAAAAAGCAGGAGUCGAGCAGCGAAGAAAGUUCAAGUGACGAGGAAGAGACACCUGCUCCAAAAGUCACACCAAAAGGUAAAACGACGAAGCAACAAAAACAGGAUUCUAGUUCCGAUUCAGACUCUUCCUCGACGGAUGAAGAAGUAGUAAAAAAGAAUGCAGCAAAUUCCAAAGUUAGAAAAGCUGUUAAGGUUACACCUGUUCCAUCCAAGUCCAAACCAGCUGAGUCUAGCAGCUCAGAAAGUGAUUCAGAAGAGGAGGUAAAGAAAAUGCCAAAGGCGAAGCAAACGCCAAACAAGGCUAAAACAGUACCGGUAAAAAAGGCAGAAUCAAGCAGCUCGGAUAGUGAUGAUGAUAGCGAGGAGGAUGUUGCCCCUAAACCAGUAAAAGUUGCCACACCAAAAGUGAAAUCAACUUCAAAAGUUACCCCAAAAGUUACCCCAAAGGCCCCUAUUAAAAAGGCGGAGUCGUCUGAAUCUUCUGAAAGUGACUCUUCGGAUGAUGAGAGUGCUGCUAAACCGGUGAAAGCUACCCCAAAAGGUGUCAAGGUGAAUGUGAGUAAAGCCAAGGUGCCUGCUGCAAGUAGUUCAGAGUCUGACUCGUCAUCAGAGGAAGAAGGUGAAAAAGUGAAACCAGCUCCGAAGGCGACCAAGGUGACCCCCGCAAAGACUCCUUCAAAGAAGAAGCCCGUCUCAAGCAGCUCUGAGAGUGAUUCCUCAUCAGAUGAAGAGGAAGCAAGUAAGAAGACUCUAAAUGCAACAAAGUCUCAAACCAAGUCUCCUGCGGCUAAGAAGCCGGUCGAAGACAGCAGUAGUUCAGACUCAGAAAGCGAUUCAGAUGUUCCUGCUCCCAGCAAAACGGCCAAAUCUCCUGCAACUAAGAAGCCAGUUAAAGAUAGCAGUAGUUCAGAUUCAGAAAGCGAUUCGGACGUCCCUGCUCCCAGCAAAACGGCCAAAUCUCCUGCAACUAAGAAGCCGGUCGAAGACAGCAGUAGUUCAGAGUCCGAAAGCGAUUCAGACGUUCCUGCUCCCAGCAAAACGGCCAAAUCUCCUGCGGCUAAGAAGCCAGUCAAAGACAGCAGUAGUUCAGAAUCAGAAAGCGAUUCAGAUGUCCCUGCUCCAAGCAAAACGGCCAAAUCUCCUGCGACUAAGAAGCCUGCCGAAGACAGCAGUAGUUCAGACUCAGAUAGCGAUUCGGACGAUGCUGCUCCCACCAAAACAGCCAAAUCUCCUGCACCCGGUAAACAAGCCAAAUCUCCUGCGACUAAGAAGCCAGUCGAAGACAGCAGUAGUUCUGAAUCGGAAAGCGAUUCUGACGAUGCAGCACCUAGCAAACCUCAAACCCCCAAAGCAGUGAAGGUUAAUGGCAUUCAACAUGGUAAUGACUCUGAUGGCAGUAGCGAGAGUUCCGAGUCGGAAGAGGAAAAGACGCCAGUGGCGAAGAAACAGGUCUUGACAAAGAAGAGACGCCAAUCCUCAAGCAGCGAAAGUGAUAGCGACGAGGAGGAAGAUAGCCAGAAGGAUAUCAAAGGAACACCAACCCAAGAUGUGAAGGAGACACCCAAAACACCUAACACAGUCCCAAAGAUGAAGAAGGGGAGGAAGUCCAAUGAACCAUUUCGCAGAGUAAAAGAAGAUGAUCAUGAGGUUGAUUGGCGUCUCAAGGACAAUUCAUUUGAUGCUAAGAGAGGAGCUUCUGGUUGCUGGGGAGAGCGAGCCAACAGAGAUCUGAAGGUAGUGAAGGGCAAGGCGUUCCGUCAUGAGAAGACCAAGAAGAAGAGAGGCAGCUAUAGAGGCGGGCAGAUCUCCACCACAAUCAACUCCAUCAAGUUUGACAGUGAUUGAGUGAUUGCCAUGGAAACAGACCUCGUGUGGACAUCUGGCAAAUGGAAGAGGGGAAAAGAUGACUUCUCAAAGUGAAGCCAAGAAAUCAGUUUUGUAACCUGCUGAUGGCCAUCAUGACACCUUUAAAGCCCCACUGCACUACUUGUAGGUACUUACGCCCUCUAUAUAGCCAACAAUUCCUAAGGGUACCUGUUGAUCCCCCGUGGUACCUUUUUUCUUAUGUUAAUUGAGAGCUGAUUUGAUGAUAUAACCACCUGCCAGCUACCACAAAGGGAGGUCUAAUCCCCCUGGCCAAACUAGGGCAGACAGGCUUUAAGUGAAUUAUUUUUCAUAGUUUUAGAGUAAAUAACUUUUAUGAUUUCUUUUUAGAAUUUGUUAUAUCCAGACGAUCAUGAUUUGUUUCUUCCUUUUUGACACUUGUACAAAUACUGAACUUCACAUUGCAUUUUCUAUUUUACAAUUAACUCUGUGAUUUGAUGCUUGGCAAGGGGGAGGGUUGUUAUUAUAUUUUGUAGAUAUUAUGCUUUUACUCUUAUUGUUUCAUGUUUUAUUUCAACAUUGCUUUAUGUUAUGUUUAAAAGGUGUUUCUUGAAUUGUAGUGUUUUUAUUAUUACAGUGUAAUUUUGCUCUUACCUUUUGUAAGACAAGGUAUUUCUUAUUUUUAAACAUGUUUCUGUGUCAUUUACAGGACGGAAAAAGGUCAGGUUGUUGUAGACAUAUAAUUUCAAUUUUAUGAUGAAUUAAUGAAUUGUUGGUUAUUUGUUCUAAUACAAUUCUGAAUUGUGUACGAUUCAUGUGAGAAAAUGUUUGUUUUGAUGCUACAGGGUAACAGACAAUCGAAUUGUAGCUAUUUAGUUUAAAGAUAAGAUUCCCAGUAGGGACCCAUGACCACACAUACAUGUAGCUGCAUCACUUUCCUGGCUGUGUAUUAAAACCUGAUUUAUUGAUUCUCAACAUUUCAAACACCACUGUACAAAACUCGACCUGAUUUCACUAAAAAUCAGUACUUUAGUGACAAUUUAUGACACCAAAAUAGCAGUAAAAUACAAUUUUUUUCUUCAACUUACCGAUGUUAGAAAGAAUAAUUCGAAAAUUCAAAUCAUGAGUCUACUGUCAAACUUGCUUACAGCCACAUCAUCUUCAUUAGUGCAUGUGUGUGUUAUGUGUGUAUUGACUUGACUAUUCAUGUGUGCAAUUGCUGCCUACCGUAUUAGCACGUAGUGCAGUGCUAGAGGUCAAUACGCAUUAGCAUUGACUUUCUAUGCUUUGCUGGGGUACCCAUGACAGGUUAUGUACAGUGUUGGACUUGUUGGUCAAAGGAAUGAUCUGAGUGCAAAUUACACUUGAUUACAGGAUCUAUUCGCACUCAUGUUGAGGCUGUAUGCAUAUAUCGGCUUUGUACGAUAGGUGCAAAGACAGCCUUAACAAGAUUGAGUAAAUCCUGUUAUGAACAAAUUAAAAUACCGUAUGCAUCAUUUUUUUUAUACACGACUCCUAGAUCCUUGUUAUUUGAUGUAAGAAGAUUUUUUUCAAGCUAGUUUUGUGUCAUCAUCGCUGACAUAUAAAUCUCAAGUUUAAAAGGCCCACUUUAGCAUGCACACCGAGAUAAGCGCACUUACCUCUACCCGCGUUAAUGAGCAUUGCUACCCAUGAAUUCACAUCACACACACAGUAUACCUGUACGCACGUAAACUACUCUACUACACGUACUGCUGCGCAUCACGUACUUCAAAGUCCUUAGAUAGUACUGGGAACUAUUGCACGCUUUUUCAUGAUAAAUUUGUAAUGAUCACACGUGACCAUGUUUGACCAAUCCUUGAUUAGGAGUGAGUUGUAUAAAAUUCUUUAUUUCUUUAUUCUAUAUACCGUAAGUUUAUAUGUGUACAAAAUCCAUAAGUUUAAGUCCUUUAAAGUAGGGGGCACCAUUAAUUCACAAAGAUUUUCCAAAUUGUACUUUGUAAAGCUUGUGACAGUGGCAGUGUUCUAUCGAUAUAAAUAUAUUGUCCUAUCUGAGUGUGUAUAUAACUUAUCUGGACAUUGUUAUUCAUUUUGGUACUUUAAAUGGACAUGUGUAAAGCACUUUGAUUUAAAUGUGAAGAAGUAACAAUUCAAUAAAUUUCUCCUGAAAUUUGA
Molecule: messenger RNA, 4625 nt
Organism: Strongylocentrotus purpuratus (purple sea urchin)
Lineage: Eukaryota; Metazoa; Echinodermata; Echinoidea; Camarodonta; Strongylocentrotidae
Product: nucleolar and coiled-body phosphoprotein 1
Exons: 6
Coding region: 117-2492 (791 amino acids)
Cellular component (GO): nucleolus; nucleoplasm
Molecular function (GO): protein binding
Source: RefSeq, a predicted model, not a curated record